This is a messenger RNA of Jaculus jaculus (lesser Egyptian jerboa), 1571 nucleotides long. It is a transcript of the gene Tfb2m, whose product is annotated as transcription factor B2, mitochondrial. Gene Ontology annotation, biological process: transcription initiation at mitochondrial promoter; rRNA methylation. Gene Ontology annotation, cellular component: mitochondrial matrix. The transcript is spliced from 8 exons. Lineage: Eukaryota; Metazoa; Chordata; Mammalia; Rodentia; Dipodidae. The record is from RefSeq and is a predicted model, not a curated record. Bases 124 to 1317 code for a protein of 397 amino acids. Gene Ontology annotation, molecular function: rRNA (adenine-N6,N6-)-dimethyltransferase activity; mitochondrial transcription factor activity.
UUUGCGUUUACUUCCGCCCGGCCUCCCCUGACUGCUAGGAGAUGGUGCACGUGGGGUGCAGUGCUGGGGCUUCGCCGCUCUGCUGAUCCUCGGUGGUCGUUGGGGUGGAGCCUAGAAUCCAAGAUGUGGGGAAGGGCGGCGGGUCUUCCCCCGCGGCUGCCGGUGUCCUUGCUGGCGGGCCCUGGUCGCUGUUGCGUUUUGAGGGCCGAAGCAGGGACGCGGAAGGACUUGCGGGCGAGGAACCGCCGUGGCUUCUCCGAUUACCACCCACAGCAUUUGCCCGACCUGGGUUUCGAAGACUUAACCUCGUGGAUACCUAAAGGGCGAUCCGACCCCAAGCGUUACGUAACCAGUCGGCAUUUGGCUAAUACCGUGGCAAAUAUCAUGCAGGACAAACGACAAAACAGGGAUCAACUUUUGCUGGAGUUCAACCCAGGUCCUGGGAUCCUGACUCAGGCAUUACUUGAAACUGGUGUCAAAGUGGUUGCACUUGAAAGUGACAAAGCUUUUAUUCCACAUUUGGAGUCCUUAAGGAAAAUAUGGAAUGAAAAUCUACAAGUGAUUCACUGUGACUUCUUCAAAUUAGACCCCAGAAAUGAUGACGUAGUAAGACCACCCGUUAUGCUGUCACAUACACUCUUUCAGAACUUGGGAAUAAAACCAGUUCAUUGGACAGCAGGUAUUCCUUUAAAAAUAAUUGGAGUCUUUCCAAUUAAAAAUGAAAGAAAUGCACUUUGGAAACUUCUAUAUGAUUUGUAUGCCUGUACAUCUAUCUAUAGAUAUGGCCGAGUAGAACUAAAUAUAUUUAUUAGUGAAAAAGAAUUCCAGAAACUAGUGGCAACGCCUAAAACACCAGACUUGUAUCAAGUAUUAAGUGUGCUGUGGCAAGUGGCUUGUGAAAUUAAGGUCCUACAUGUGGAACCUUUGUCGUCGUUUAAUACAUUUACUGAAUAUGGGCAACUGUCACAGCCAAAGCACAAGGAACCAUUGCACCCAAAAGGAGAAAACCUGUAUUUUAUUCGCAUGACUCCUCAUAUAAAUUUAUUCACAGAACACUUAAGUCCUAUUAACUAUGAUAUAUUUUUUCACAUGGUAAAGCACUGUUUUGGAAAACGUAAUGCCACAUUAAUUCAUCAUUUACAUUCACUGAGUUCGGUGGAUACGGUAGAUAUACUGAAGAGUAUGAAAGAAGCAAAGAUGAAAAUAACUCAGAUACACCCUAGACAAUUUAAACGCCUCUUUGAAAUUGUGGAGUGUUCCAAAGGUUAUACUUACAAGUGGCUCUAUGAUGACAGCUUGGAAGAUGUGACAAUAUAAGGACAUGGACUGUUAAGACAUUUGUUGGAGCAGAUUAUGUGGAAAUUAUGACACAAAUGAAAAAACUAAACUUGAAAAACUCACAUCCCUUCAUCAGAAUGUAACUGUUGUGGUUUGGCACAGGCUGGACAAAACUUUACUUUUGCAGUUGAUAUCAUUGAUACAUUAGAUAAAACUGUGGCUGCUAUUUUAUUCACAACUAAAUAAAAUGGAAAAAAACAAAAAAAAACUUCAGUUAACUAUGGACUUGAUCU